This is a messenger RNA of Aspergillus brunneoviolaceus CBS 621.78, 2135 nucleotides long. RefSeq names its product zinc finger CCCH domain-containing protein. The coding region runs from base 348 to 1901 and encodes 517 amino acids. Lineage: Eukaryota; Fungi; Ascomycota; Eurotiomycetes; Eurotiales; Aspergillaceae. The record is from RefSeq and is a predicted model, not a curated record. Gene Ontology annotation, molecular function: metal ion binding. The transcript is spliced from 4 exons.
GCCAUGCCAUCAUCAUUUACUCUCUUCACUCUCCUCCAUGACAUCUCUCGGGCAUCUUAAGAGCAGUCAAAUUGAAUCUACUCUGUUUCAAUUUUGUUGCAUUCGCUUCCGAAUGUCUGUGACUGCCUUCGCUAUUUUAUCCUUUCUGUCCCCCAAGCAUAUUCACCACGUCGGUUGAAUGCCUGGCGUCCAUCAACACACCUCUACUACUUCACGGGGCCGGCGACCACCCCUAGUCCAUCAUCCAGCCUCGUCUCUUCGUGAAAAUCUAUCUGACAAUCAUCAACCAUCAAUUCUCUCACUCCAAGCUCCCCUCCCAGUCUCUGUCCAGCCUACCGAAGACCAAGAUGCUACCAGAUGCCGACAUAAACGCUUUGGACAGCCACCUAGGCACCAUUGUCCGCGAAAACCAACAACACCACGACAACCUGCAAAACUUGCUCUCCAAGUUCCAAGAGCUGCUCGAAAGCUACAAUAAUUUGAAGAGUGAUUACGAGGAGGAAAAAGAGGGACGGGAGCGUUACAAACGGUUGGCGAGGGGGCAGGAACGGAACCCGUUUGUGUUGGUCCUAGUUGACGGUGAUGGCUACCUGUUUAAAGAACACCUGAUCAAAGCUGGAAGCGAUGGAGGUAUCACGGCUGCUCGACUCAUGCAUGACUCGAUUCGCGAGUUACUACAUGACCGCCUUGGGGGUCACGCGGACCAAUGUCGGAUCAUGGUUCGCAUCUAUGCCAACGUCCUGGGUUUAUCCAAAGCUCUGGCGCGCUCCGGACUUGUGGGCCAUGAAGCCCGAUCGUUAUCGCCCUUUGUAGCCAACCUAACAAGCUCCCAAGAUUUGUUCGACUUUAUCGACGCAGGGGACAAGAAAGAAGCGGCUGAUUACAAGAUAAGAGGUCAGCCUGUCCUCCCAACUGCCACGUCCUGUUCGCUGACCGAGAUAGAAAUGUUUCGGAUGUUUGCUGACAAUAACCAAUGCAAGCAUAUUUUCUUCGCCGGGUGCCACGAUGCCGGGUACCUAAAUUUACUAACCCCCUACCGUGGACGAACAGAUCGUAUCACCCUUCUUAAAGCGGCCGGGUUCCAUAAUCAGUACAAUACUCUAGACUUGCCGGUCAGAGAACUUCGGGAGGUCUUCAUGUCGACACCCUUCGCUGGUGUUCACGCAAGGGAGUCUCCAAGUCAAACUCAGAGUCAAUCUCAGAUCAUACCGCCCUCGCUCAGCCGUCCGGUCUGUAAGCAUUAUCAAAAAGGCAUUUGCAGGUAUGGAAGCACAUGCAUCAAGCUCCACAUACAACCAAAUCAACAGAUAUCUAAAGUCCCCGACGAUACUUCAUCAAUCUUUGACCGAGAAAAUUCGUCUCCAUCCCGAACUCACGAAUACUAUGCAGCCAAUCUGCCAACCACUACCGACCCAUUCUAUGGGACUCAUGUGCCUAUCAACAAGACUGGGGAUCGCAUUGAUACCUACUGUGCCGCACCCUCGCCUGAAGCGCGGGACCAGUACUCUCGUCGUGCCAGAUUCCACCGGCCUUGCAACAACUUUCACUUAGCCGGACACUGUGAUACUGUAAACUGCGAAUUCGACCAUGGCCCCAUCGACAUCAACAGCCGCAGUGUGAUGGCCCACAUUCUACGCCAGCACCCGUGUGGCGCCGGUCUCACUUGCCGAUCAAUGAAGUGUUUCCUCGGCCAUCACUGUCAGAAAGACGGAUGCCGGGGCACCAAACCGUGCAGAUUUAACAGGCAUGCUCAUAUGCUGGACCUGCACAUUGCCAAGUGGGUGCCAGCCUUGGAGAAAGAAGACGUUGUCGCACCCUCCGUGAGCGAUGCAUCAGAAGAAGCUAGCCCGGUUGACUCCGACAACACCUUCGCAUAUUCAACCAACGAUACACUAUCUUGAAGCGCUGAACGAUCUAUAAGGAUCGGUGCAUAGGGAUUCGAUACUAUAUCCGAGACUGGAACGAUCGUAACGGAGACAUAGGUAUUAACACUAAGAUGGAAUCAUUAACUACGCCGCCUGCAUUAGGUCGUUCUAGGGUCAAUAUGUAAAACCAGAUUACCUCAGGUACAUGGAGGUAAUAAUGCGAUAGCCCACAUUUGAGCAUAAAUGAAAUCGUUCCUCUGGAUGUUUCCC